AUGGGAUCAACAACGUCAGCGCCCGAGCCCACUGCCGAAUCUCCAGAUUCGCAGACGAAGAUCACUCCUCAAGAUAUAGCUUCAUCUGACGGUAUCUCCGAGCUCAAACUGUCGAGAGAUGGCUCUCGCGUGGUGUAUACUGUCGCUCCGUUGUACAAAGCAGGCGACAACAAGGUGUCUGCGUUGUGGCUGGCUGAUACCUUUGCAGAUGAGAGCGCACGUCAGAUUACACUGGGUGGCCAUCGCAAUUUCUCGCCUGCUUUUCACCCUACGUCACCUUCCCAGGUGUAUUUCCUGUCCGAUCGUGACGAAGCUGGAGGAGUGGCGCAUCUCUAUACCAUCACUGUCACCGACAGAGAUAGCCUCGACACGAAGAAGAUUGAUGAGACGGCCACUCCCGUUGUAGAACUGGGUGAUCGACAGGGAGUUUCGUUUUACUCUAUCUCCCCUGACGGUCGCUUUCUUGCGUUUAUUCUGGAUACCAAGACGUCAAAAAAGGGAGAGAAAGAGAAGAUUGAAGUGUGGAGGGAAAAUGUAAACUUCAAGACGCUCAACUUGAUUGAUUUGACCGAUAAAUCAAAGAGCUUCCGGAACCUGUUAUCCAAUCAAACCUCGCAUGUCGACACGUUUUCUUGGAGUCCAGAUAGCUCCUCCAUUCUUUACCGUACCAUCAGUCAUAACGACAUUGAAGCCCAAGCCGAACCCACAGAGGAAUAUGUGGUAUCGAUCAGUACCGGCGAAGUGCGCAAAGUGUUUCAAUAUCCUCAGCAGCCAAGGGGAGCUACAAUCUGGCGAGAGAAUGGAAAAAUUGCCAUGCUACAGGCGGCCAGCCCAUCCGAGCUUAUUUCUGCUACUUGUCUCUGGUCUAGGCAGUCCGUGCAGGGUGUGGGAUCAGAGCGCACUGCUUAUGGGGAAUCGAACGACGUCAAUCGCAUUGGCGACCUAGGUGUGAAAUCACAGUUCGCUGUGGAGGUGCACGACGGGUUGAUAACCAAGCUGGAUGUCUACGAUGAGAAUGACCAAGCGUUCACGGUCUUCCAGACAUCUGUGGACUACGCCAUUACUUUAUGGGACAUGGUUUUGACUGACGACGGGAAGUAUGUGCUGGUGGUAACAAAAAGUUCGACCGUCUCAGGUGAAAUAGAGAAUGUAUGGUCGGGAGUUGGUGAACCCGGCAAGGAUUGCGUUCUUUCGAAAAAAUUAUCAUCGCACAAUGCUUGGUUCGACACAAAGACGCCUCCUGAUGGAGACGCUUUCUACUGGACAGCAUCCGAUGGAGAAAAGAUGGAGGGCGUGAUCAACUAUCCCAAAGGUGUCGAGCUCAAAAACUUACCGACAAUAAUUGUUGCGCAUGGUGGUCCAAGCUCGCGCGAUACUCUGGGGUUGGGCUUCACAUGUUCAAGGUGGCGUCCAUACCUGGCUUCCCAUGGCUAUCUUGUACUUUCUCCAAACUACCGCGGCAGUACUGGGCGUGGAGACAAGUUCACCAUGGCCGCAAAUGGUGGCGUCGGUGGGAUAGAAUGGACAGACAUCGAAGAAAUGAUUCAAGAAGGAAUAUCGCGAGGGAUAGUCGACCCUAAUCGCAUUGGAAUCGCUGGAUACAGCCAAGGCGGGUUCCUCAGUGCAUGGGGAGUCACAAGGCCGAACAAUAAUUUCAAGGCGGGCGUAAUUGGCGCCGGAGUGACCGAGUGGGGUAUGCUGGCUGCGACGUCUGAUAUGCCGGACGUUGAGGCUGCACUUGGAGGCUCUGGACCUUGGACUCCUGGAAAGCCGACUUAUCUAAAAGGAAGCCCGCUGAAAGACGCACAAUAUGCCAAGGCUCCUAUCUUAUUUUUGCAUGGAAAGAACGACGCUAGGGUUCCCCUCACGCAAGCUAUUGGGCUUCUACGUGGUAUUGAGAGGGAAGGGAAAACAACAAUACCUCCACAGCUCGUAGUGUAUCCGCGGGAAGACCAUGGGUUUGAGGAGCGCGGAAACGCGGAGGACAUAUUGAAAAGGGUUCUUGAUUUUCUCGACAAAUACGUCAAGUAA
Messenger RNA from Psilocybe cubensis, 2031 nucleotides. RefSeq lists its product as uncharacterized. The transcript is spliced from 6 exons. Lineage: Eukaryota; Fungi; Basidiomycota; Agaricomycetes; Agaricales; Agrocybaceae. The record is from RefSeq and is a predicted model, not a curated record. The coding region runs from base 1 to 2031 and encodes 676 amino acids. Gene Ontology annotation, biological process: proteolysis. Gene Ontology annotation, molecular function: serine-type endopeptidase activity.